Neocloeon triangulifer is the source of this 1266-nucleotide messenger RNA. Its product is annotated as baculoviral IAP repeat-containing protein 7-B-like. Gene Ontology annotation, cellular component: spindle microtubule; nucleus; cytoplasm. The record is from RefSeq and is a predicted model, not a curated record. The transcript is spliced from 4 exons. Gene Ontology annotation, biological process: regulation of cell cycle. The coding region runs from base 292 to 1263 and encodes 323 amino acids. Lineage: Eukaryota; Metazoa; Arthropoda; Insecta; Ephemeroptera; Baetidae.
UAGGUUUACUUUCUUUCGCUUUUUACAGUUUUUACUGUUUUAAUUAAUGUGUCCAUUUUGCAAGCUCUGAAGUGAAGUGUGUUUAUCUACAACACGCGCGUUCAGUUUUCAGUUGUUGUGAUAAUGAACAGCUUAUCGCAGAUAGAUAUAAAAUAAUUAAACGCUAAUUGGAUCAACAAAUCAAAGGUGCCAAUUUUGAGAGUGGACUUAACAAAUCGCCCAAAAACCUAGACAUUUCCAAUGAUUCAAAACCAAUAGGAGUAAACCGCGUGAUUUCAACCGCAAUUUAUUAUGCCGCAACUGAUAACUCGUGAGAAACCAUACAACCCUGGUCAGUACGGUCGUUUAAACACAAAGAACGAGAGUCACCGCUGUCUGACCUACCCUAAAGAGCAUUAUGAAAAAUGGGGGAAAACGCUGGAAAAUCUGGCUUCCAACGGCUUUUAUCUCACCAAAUCUGGAGAAAAUUUCAAUCUGAGUUGCCACUUUUGUUUUAAUAUCAAGCCUUUGGUGUUGGACGUCGAUCAAAUGUUCACUUUUGCCCAGGGUAAGGAUGUAGUGCAAAUUUCUGAAUGGCAUUUGAGAAGAGCGACCUACUGCAAGUGUGGCGAUCCUGGAGGAGAAAAUUUUCCUCGAAAAAGGGUAAAUGUUUUUGAAUCAGAGAGGGCCUGCUCUCUGUUAGCAGCGACAUUCAACAAUCCUGGCCUUUGGAAAGUUUCACCUUACGACUUGGCUAGAGACGGAUUCUAUUUGUAUGACCCGGACGCGAAUAAUGACCGUGUCAAAUGCACGUCUUGCGAAGUUGUAGUUGGAAAUUGGCAAGAGACUGACAAUGCACAUGAAGAGCAUGUAAAAGCAGCCGCUGGAAAUGAGUGCGAUUUUAUUGACGGAACGCCAAAAGAGCCAAAAAACGUGCCCGUUUACAAGGAGACCUAUUAUCGCUAUACCGGCGGCCGAAUCCAAGGAGAUGAACCGUUAAAUGAUUUACUUCUUCGAGGAGGAGGCUGGGGAGUGAAAGAUGCGGAAUUUCCAAAAUUUGCAUCUUUGGAAGAUCGAGCAAAGAGUUUUACCAGCAUGUGGCCUCUGAAGGAGUCAAUCCCUGCAUCGCGAAUGGCAGCUUGCGGAUUUUUCUACGCCGGACAAGAGGACAAAACCAUUUGUUAUUUUUGCGGAAUUGCCCUGCACAAAUGGACUCCUGGGGAUAACCCCAAAGCCGAGCACGCGAAAUACAAUCCAGAUUGUACGACAUUACGCGGAAUUUGAUCA